Messenger RNA from Lottia gigantea (owl limpet), 177 nucleotides. RefSeq lists its product as hypothetical. The transcript has a single exon. The coding region runs from base 1 to 177 and encodes 58 amino acids. The record is from RefSeq and is a predicted model, not a curated record. Lineage: Eukaryota; Metazoa; Mollusca; Gastropoda; Lottiidae.
AUGUGGGUAUUUUUUUAUGUGUUAGCCAUUCAAAAUUUUUGUGAAAUUAUACCAUUUAUCAAUAUCGUUUUUAAGGAAGAACAAUUAUAUCUAGUCCAUGUGGUUAGACCAUAUGGUGAUGAAUGCAGCCAAAGGAUUAACAUUUCGGACCACAACUGCCAUAGAAUCGUCAGUUGA